AUGAACGGGUUUGCGAAGCAUGGCUUGGAUGAAGAUGCGUUUGGGGAGAAGUUUGGCAUCGGAUCGGGAUUGAGGACUUUUGAUGCGUUUCCAAAAACAAAGCCCACAUACACCUCCUCAACUCGACGCGGCGGCCAGUGGACCGUCGUUGUGUUCGUCCUCUGCGCCCUCCUCUCCAUCAGCGAGCUCCGUACCUGGUACAAGGGUGUGGAGAACCACCACUUUAGCGUCGAGAAGGGCAUCUCGCGCGAGCUACAGCUAAACCUCGACAUCGUAGUCGCAAUGACAUGCGACGCACUGCGUAUAAACGUGCAAGAUGCAGCGGGGGAUCGAAUCCUCGCAUCAGACAUGCUGAACAAGGAACCCACAAGCUGGGCUGCGUGGAACCGGGAGCUGAACGUUGCUCUGAGCGGGGGUGGUCGCGAGUACCAGACGCUUGCUGAAGAGGAUGCGGGGCGGCUGAUGGAGCAGGAGGAGGAUAUGCAUGUGGGGCAUGCGCUGGGGGAGGCGCGGAGGAGCCACAAGCGGAAGUUCCCCAAAGGUCCAAAGUUGAAGAGAGGUGAGAUGCCGGAUUCGUGUCGCAUCUAUGGGAGCUUGGAGGGGAAUAAGGUACAGGGUGACUUUCACAUUACUGCGAGGGGCCACGGGUAUUUCGAGUUUGGGGAGCAUUUGGAUCAUCAUGCCUUCAACUUCUCGCACAUGAUUACAGAACUAUCCUUCGGCCCACAUUACUCCACUCUCCUCAACCCGCUUGACAAAACAAUGUCCACAACCCCCUUCAACUUCUACAAGUACCAGUACUACAUGUCCAUCGUGCCAACCAUCUACACCCGCGCCGGCACCGUCGACCCAUACAGCCAAGUCCUCCCAGACCCAUCCACCAUCUCCCCCUCCCAGCGCAAAAACACCAUCUUCACCAACCAGUAUGCUGUAACCUCUCGAUCCCACGAGCUGCCCGACGUCCAGUUCCACGUACCUGGCAUCUUCUUCAAGUACAACAUCGAGCCGAUUUUGCUGAUUAUCAGUGAGGAGAGGGGCAGCUUGCUGGCGCUGCUGGUCCGGCUGGUCAAUGUUAUGGCGGGCGUGGUGGUGGCGGGAGGGUGGUUGUUUCAUCUAAGUACGUGGGCGACGGAGUUCAUCAGUAGGAGAAGGCGGAAGCCUGAGGGUAUGCUGAAUGGGAGGGUUGGGGAGGAGGAGGAUGAGUGA
Paracoccidioides brasiliensis Pb18 is the source of this 1206-nucleotide messenger RNA. RefSeq lists its product as uncharacterized. Gene Ontology annotation, biological process: retrograde vesicle-mediated transport, Golgi to endoplasmic reticulum; endoplasmic reticulum to Golgi vesicle-mediated transport. The coding region runs from base 1 to 1206 and encodes 401 amino acids. The record is from RefSeq and is a predicted model, not a curated record. The transcript is spliced from 3 exons. Gene Ontology annotation, cellular component: endoplasmic reticulum membrane; COPII-coated ER to Golgi transport vesicle; endoplasmic reticulum.